Molecule: messenger RNA, 1206 nt
Organism: Lolium rigidum
Lineage: Eukaryota; Viridiplantae; Streptophyta; Magnoliopsida; Poales; Poaceae
Exons: 2
Coding region: 1-1206 (401 amino acids)
Molecular function (GO): protein binding
Source: RefSeq, a predicted model, not a curated record
AUGGCGCCGCCGCCGGCGCUGCGCCUCACCGAGUCGCCGCCGGACGAGCUCAUCGAGGAGAUCCUCCUCCGCCUCCCUCCCGAUGAGCCGUCGUGCCUCCUCCGCGCCUCGCUCGUCUGCAAGCCCUGGAGACGCAUCAUCUCGCACCGCAGGUUCCGCCGCCGCCUCCACGAGCUCCACGGGAGACCCCCCGUACUGGGCUUCCUCCGAAACAACCCCAAGGCCGUAAAAGACUUUGUCGCCACCACAGCCUCAGCCUUCUCCCUCGCCGUCCCAGGUGACUACCUAGCCCUCGACUACCGCCAUGGCCGCGCGCUUCUCCUCGACAUGGUUCCGGGUUGGGGUGAGCUCGUGUUGUGGGAUCCAAUCACUGGCGACCAGGAGCGCGUGCCGGUGCCAGAGGCGAUGUGGGACAACACGUUCCAGGGAGACAACCCAACCGCAGCCAUUGUCUGUGCGGCGGCCGGGUGCGACCACCGCGGCUGUCACGGGAGGAGGCCCUUUCACUUGGUGAUGGUCUAUUCUGACACCAUCGGCUUCCAGAACAGCUACCAAGAGGAGGAGGAUCUGGAGUGGGUCACAUGGGCGUGCUCCUACUCGUCGGAGACCGGCGAGUGGGGCGACGUGUGCUGCAUCCAAGAUUCAGGUGUGGACUUCAGGCUCCACACCACCAGCGUGCUCGUAGGGGACACUCUGCUCUACUUCAUGUCCGAUCGUGGAACAAUCAUCGAGUACGACUUGGCCGGGGAGGAUGCUACCACCAUCUCACCCCCGGAGUUCGAAGGGUAUGGUUCAGUGGCCCUCAUUCUCACCGAGGACGGUGGAUUAGGAGUUGCUGAAUUUUCUCCAGACUGCGGUCUCAACAUGUGGUCGAGGUUGGUUAGUGACGACAAUGACGCAGCACUAUGGGUAAAGAGCGAGGUCAUCUGCCUGGACAAUUUGCUCCCAGCUGAUGCUCUCGAGGAGGAGGAGGUAAGGCUUUUGAGCUUUGCCGAGAGUGCAAAUGUGCUUUUCAUCAAGACACCUGCCAGAAUCUUCACAAUCGAGCUACACUCAGAGCGAGUGAGGAACGUGUGUGAAGAGGAUGAUGAUGAUGAUGACGAUGACGACUCGUGCUCUUUGCUUGAAGAACUGAAGCAAGCAGCCACAAGCCAUCUGUCAUGGAUGGUGGAUGAGACAGAGGGUUGCCUCAGUGGCAACCUAUGA